This is a messenger RNA of Moneuplotes crassus, 1714 nucleotides long. The record is from the annotation of a GenBank genome assembly. NCBI's taxonomy places the organism in Eukaryota, Ciliophora, Spirotrichea, Euplotida, Euplotidae.
AAAUUGUUCAAAAAUGGAUCCAAAUGGAGAAUUUAGGAACACCUCAAGAGAGCAGUAUAAUCAAAUUCAAAGUUUUGAAGUCAGCAUGAAGACGAAUGAAAAUGAUAAGGCCAAAGGAACAUUUAACAACCAGAUCCAGUUCUUAUUAUCAGCACUGGGCUUUGCAGUUGGAUAUGGAAAUAUCUGGAGAUUCCCAUACAUGCUUUAUAAACAUGGGGGAGGAGCCUUCUUCAUCCCGUACUUGUCCUGCUUGUUCUUCCUGGUCUUCCCAUUUUACUACAUGGAAGUGGCUUUUGGACAGAUGUACAAGAAGGCCUUGCAUAGAUAUUAUGACAGCAUUCACCCAAAAUUGGUGGGACUGUCGAUUACUGUGGCUAUGAUAAAUUUCUUUCUUGCUCUAUUCUACAUGUGCUUAAUAAGUUGGUGCUUUUCAUUCCUGAUAAACUCCUUCCAAGACCCACUCCCAUGGGCUCCUAAGCUAAAUGAAGAUGGGAAUAUCUCUGAGUUUUCAAGUGACUACUUCAUAAAAGAGUUUUUGGAUAAAUCGGACAGUAUGUUUGACAUCCGUUCGUACAACCCAACGAUCAUGUUUUCUUUCAUUGCUAUGAUGGCCUUUAUUUUCUUUAGCUUAUACAGAGGCAUCCACUCAGCUAAAUAUUUAACCUAUGUUAUCGUGCCUUUGCCUUACUUCAUUCUGACUGUCUUCUUCGUCAAAGGGCUUACUCUUGAAGGAUUCUCUAGUGGCUGGGCCUACCUGUACAAGCCUGAUUGGUCCAAGCUAUGGACUCUGUCGAUCUGGAGUGAUGCAGCUGGGCAGGCCUUCUUCUCAGCAGGACUUGCUCAAAACACUGUUAUUAAGCUAGCAUCACAUAGAAAGGAUGAUGAGCCUUUGUUGAGUACUGCAGUACUUAUACCAUGCUUGAACUUUGGAACUUCUUUGUUUGCUUCUCUUGCUCUGUUCUCGUUCAUUGGACAUGCAUCCUAUACUUCAGGAAUCCCAAUUGAUGAUAUGAAUGUACGAGGAAUGGAGCUAAGCUUUGUAAUCUACCCAGCAUUGAUCAAUACUUUACCUUGGCCUAAUCUCUGGAGUAUCCUGUUCUUCACAAUGAUGACAAUGCUUGGCUUUGGAACAGAAUAUGUGUUUAUCGAAGUAUGUAGCGAUACUUUACAUGGAAUCUGUACUAGAAGAAAGAAAUACAAAGGUAGGAAGGUAAUGAUGACCUUUAAAGUCUGCUUGAUUAUUCUCAUCUUCAACCUGGUCUUCUUCUCCUCAAGUGCUGGUUACUACUGGUUGGAAUAUGUUGACCAUUACUCAACAAGUGUAAAUAUGGUUGUUUUCUCCUUUAUUCAAGUAAUUUUGUUCGUUUACUUCUUACCUAUUAAGGACUUGAUUGAAAAGAUUAAGAAGUUCGGAGAGACAACUCCAAAACUAUACAUAUUCUGCCUGAAGUACAUUUGUCCAAUUUUCUCCCUAUUUCUAUCUGCUAUGGCUGUGUAUGGAGACAUCACUCGGAAGAAUAAACCUAAAGAAACUAUUGAUGUGAUCGUUUGUAAUAUCAUCUUUGCAAUUCCUUUGUUGAGCUUCUUGAUAGUGUUUGUGUGGAACCCCUUCGGAAGAUAUGAUUUAGAGAAUAAAGCAGAGUACAGAUCUGCAAACCUUCUAGACAAUGGCGAGGAGAUGAAGGAGGCUAGCCAGUCUGGUGAUCAAUAAAUG